Messenger RNA from Tupaia belangeri chinensis (Chinese tree shrew), 343 nucleotides. RefSeq names its product 40S ribosomal protein S26-like. Lineage: Eukaryota; Metazoa; Chordata; Mammalia; Scandentia; Tupaiidae. The coding region runs from base 30 to 257 and encodes 75 amino acids. The record is from RefSeq and is a predicted model, not a curated record. Gene Ontology annotation, molecular function: mRNA binding; structural constituent of ribosome. Gene Ontology annotation, cellular component: ribosome; cytosolic small ribosomal subunit. Gene Ontology annotation, biological process: translation. The transcript has a single exon.
GGCCUGGCCAUGUGCAGCAUAUUCGCUGCAUGAGCUGCGCCCGAUGCGUGCCCAAGGACAAGGCUAUGAAGUUUGUCAUCCAAAACAUGGUAGAGGCCGCAGCCAUCAGGGACACCUCUGAAGCAAGUGUCUUCGAAGCCUAUGUGUUCCCCAAGCUGUAUGUGAAGCUACAUUACUGUGUGAGUUGCGCCACUCAGAGCAAGGUAGUCAGGAACCGAUCUUGUGAAGCUCACAAGGACCGAACACCCCCACCCUGAUUUAGACCUGCAGAUGCUGCCCCUCACCCUCCACCAAAGCCUGUGUAAGGAGCCUAGUCUAUAAGGACUGAAGAAAUGUCUGUCCU